AUGACUCGCAUAACGGAUUCCAACAAUAAAUCGUCGUCGACGACCAUCAAGUUUCUCUAUAGCUACGGCGGCAAGAUUCAGCCACGUAAGAUAGACGGCAAGCUUCGUUACGUCGGCGGCCAUACCAGAGUUCUCGCCGUCGACCGUUUUGUCACGCACGCAGAGCUGAUUGUUAAGUUCUGGGAGGCCUGUGGAUUUUCCGUCAAGUUGAAGUGUAAGCUGCCGACCGAAGAUCUCGACGUGUUGGUGUCUAUUACUGGCGAUGAGGAUCUCGCAGCUGUAUUAGAGGAGUACGAUCGAGUUUCUCCAGAUGUGAAGAUCAGAGCUGUUCUUUUCCCCAUCGAUUCGUUGAAGACAAUUUCUCCUGUUUCAUCUGUUGCUUCGCUUGUCGAUUUUCCUGUCGCAACACCGCUGCGGGAUCCAGUUGUGGCCAAUUAUAACGCAAUUACGCUACAACGUCCGUUCUCAGCCUUCAAGUUCCAUGGUUUUCCGGUUGCUAAUCCUCCGUUUGCCGUUCUACCGGUGUUAAUGGCGAUAUGCGGCUUCUUUAAUUUCCAAGGAUGUAAUCAUGGCGUCAUUCUCUUGGAACAAGUUGAUUAUAAGACGGGUGCACCCACAUGGUUUAGUAUUAAGCUUCAUCAUGGUGGGAAAUUUACUAAGUUACCUGAUAUAAAGUACAUCAGAGUGAUAUACUACCAUUUUAGGAUACCUAAUGGUGACUUUCAAUUUGGUCUUAGAGCUUUAGGGAAAGAUCAAGAUGUGAUCAACCUUUCUAAAUACAUUGCACAUAACAAGCUGAUUGAGGUGUACAUAGAGAAUGGGAAGACAAAUAUACUGACUUACUUCAUGUCUCCAAAUGCAAAGGGUAAAGUUGUCAUUGAGGAAUUACCAGAAAACGAUGAUCAAGGGGCUGAAGUUGAGGGUCAAGUUCAUGUAGAAUCUAUCGAAAAAUAUGAACCAUGUUAA
Messenger RNA from Lactuca saligna, 966 nucleotides. The record is from the annotation of a GenBank genome assembly. NCBI's taxonomy places the organism in Eukaryota, Viridiplantae, Streptophyta, Magnoliopsida, Asterales, Asteraceae.